Molecule: messenger RNA, 2401 nt
Organism: Meriones unguiculatus (Mongolian gerbil)
Lineage: Eukaryota; Metazoa; Chordata; Mammalia; Rodentia; Muridae
Gene: Tbx19
Product: T-box transcription factor 19
Exons: 8
Coding region: 16-1365 (449 amino acids)
Biological process (GO): heart morphogenesis; positive regulation of DNA-templated transcription; cell fate specification
Cellular component (GO): nucleus
Molecular function (GO): DNA-binding transcription factor activity, RNA polymerase II-specific; RNA polymerase II cis-regulatory region sequence-specific DNA binding
Source: RefSeq, a predicted model, not a curated record
AGAAGGCCUCCGGCCAUGAGCGAACUGGGCGCACAGAGCGCACAGAAGGCAGGAGAAGGCACCGUGUCUCGCCUGCUUAACGUGGUGGAGAGUGAGCUGCAGGCAGGCCGGGAGAAGGGAGAUCCGACGGAGAAGCAACUCCAGAUCAUCCUGGAGGAUGCCCCGCUCUGGCAGAGGUUCAAGGAAGCCACUAACGAAAUGAUCGUGACCAAGAACGGCAGACGGAUGUUCCCUGUCCUGAAGAUCAGUGUCACAGGACUGGACCCCAACGCCAUGUACUCCCUCCUGCUGGACUUCGUCCCGACGGAUAGCCACCGCUGGAAGUACGUCAACGGUGAAUGGGUACCCGCAGGCAAGCCAGAGGUCUCCAGCCAUAGCUGCGUCUACAUUCACCCCGACUCCCCCAACUUCGGGGCUCACUGGAUGAAAGCACCCAUCUCCUUCAGCAAAGUGAAGCUGACCAACAAGCUCAAUGGAGGUGGGCAGAUAAUGCUGAAUUCCCUGCAUAAAUACGAGCCCCAGGUUCACAUAGUGCGUGUGGGAGGCGCCCAUCGGAUGGUCAUGAACUGUUCCUUCCCUGAAACUCAGUUUAUUGCCGUGACUGCCUAUCAGAAUGAGGAGAUAACGGCUCUCAAAAUCAAGUACAACCCUUUUGCCAAGGCCUUCCUGGAUGCCAAGGAAAGAAACCACCUAAAGGACAUUCCAGAGGCCGUCUCUGAGAGCCAGCAUGUGACCUAUUCUCACUUGGGAGGCUGGAUCUUUUCCAAUCCGGAUGGCAUGUGUGCAGCGGGAAACACCAAUUACCAGUAUGCCUCGCCUUUGCCUCUGCCUGCUCCCCACACCCACCACGGCUGUGAGCGCUACCCUGCCCUCCGGGGACAUCGGCAGGCUCCCUACCCUUCUGCGUACGUGCAUAGAAACCAUUCUCCCUCAGUGAAUUUGAUAGAAAGCUCAAGCAACAAUCUGCAAGUUUUCUCGGGACCUGACAGCUGGGCUUCCUUAUCCUCCACACCUCACACCAGCAUCUUGUCUGUACCACACACCAAUGGGCCAAUCAACCCAGGGCCCAGCCCCUAUCCGUGCCUGUGGACCAUCAGCAACGGAAGUGGGGGCUCCGUGGCACCGGGCUCAGAGGUGCACGCUGGCACCCCAGGAACGUUUCUCCUUGGGAACCCUGCUGUCACCUCACCUCCCUCUGUGCUCCCUACCCAAGCAACCACUUCGGCAGGUGUGGAGGUCCUGGGGGAGCCUUCACUGACCAGCAUUGCUGUAUCCGCCUGGACAGCGGUGGCCUCGCAUCCCUUCCCAAGCUGGGGCGGACCAGCCGGAGGUGGACGCCAUUCCCCGUCUCCAUUGGACAGUUAGGUAGGAUCCCGGUAGCCUCUACUGAGCAGAGAGCUGUCUGCGUAUAUGCACAGCAGCCUCAUCUGCUGAUUCCAGUGAGCAGGGCUUCAGGGUCUCUUCGCCCGGAGGGCUGGGCGGUUGCAUGGUGAUGCCAAAAAAGCCUUCCAAAGAGUUUGGGCGAUACUGAUUUUUACUAAUGUGUCUCCCCACCAUUUCCUAUGGCUCUCCUGUUUUCUCUGAGCUUAUCCUCGCUGUGCUUAGGUAGCAAAGUUGGCUCUGUCUAAUACCCUCUUGUGCCCGGAUCCUUAGUUACAAGUGGUCCUGGAAAGCCUCGCUUCCUUUUCUCUGGAGUUGGUGCAUGGUGGUGAGGAUUGCUCAAAAUUUGCCCAGUGAGCCUGCUGCUUCUUAGCUUUGUGCAGCCCUGGAAAGCACGCGUGGCCCUAAGAACCUGAGCUGGCUUCCGCUUUGAGGCCGAGAGAAGGUGUGAGUCCGUAAAGCUAACAGCAGUAAGCUAGUGUUAAAGCCAAUCCUGUCUUGUUCCUGUCUGGAACUGAGGAAAUGGGGUCAAGACCGUCACCAGCUCAUGAUCAGUGACUCCCCAUUGCCUACAGAAUGAAGUUUGGUGACCCCAUAUUCUAAGGACAACCUCUACCAUUUGGCUGUCUUCUGCAUCUCCAGCAUUGACUCCUCCAGUUAACCUCCAGUCAAGGCAGGCAGCUUUCCUUCCUCCUCCACGCUUCUUCCUGCAGCCAAAACAUCCCUUCUCCAAUCCCACCUGUGUGCAUUGUACUACUUGGUCGAGGCUGGUUGAAAGGCCACUCCGGUGUCAGUCACCUGAGGUGAUGUUUGUCUCUCUCUGUCCCCUGCUUUCCCACCAUUUUUACCUCAGGCGUAGAGUUCACCUCAUUCUGCCUUAUAUUUCUGUGAGUGUAUCUGUCUCCCUCAUAGACUGUAAGCCUCUUGAGGGUGAGACCUAGCCUUCCUGCCCGUGUGCCCAUAGCCCCUGGUACUGUGCCUUGACUACCAUAGGUGCCCAAUAAAGAUUUGCUGAGUUGAA